Rhipicephalus sanguineus (brown dog tick) is the source of this 2383-nucleotide messenger RNA. Its product is annotated as blastula protease 10. The record is from RefSeq and is a predicted model, not a curated record. Gene Ontology annotation, molecular function: zinc ion binding; metalloendopeptidase activity. Gene Ontology annotation, biological process: proteolysis. Lineage: Eukaryota; Metazoa; Arthropoda; Arachnida; Ixodida; Ixodidae.
GUGCUUGCGUCCGCUACGACUUCAGGCGCUUCCUGGUGGAAACUCGUAUAAGCUAGGCAUUGUUCUACCGGGGCACCGGUACCUUACACGUGUGGAGUGCAGUUUUAAGCCACCGGGACGUUCACCCGGGCCGCAGCCGGCGGACAGCCUGCACCGCGAAGCAAGGUUCUUGGCUCAAAAGUUUCGAGUUCUAUAUAUUGUGUUUUAAGGACUUACGGCAGGAAACCUGAAGCUACUGUUGUGCCGAUUUACCGUCUGGUCGAAGUGCGCUCUUCCCUUAUGUAAUCAGCGCCACCUUCUGAAGACUUCAUCUCUUCCGCGCUGGUGGCUCCUGGGAAGGACGUAAUUGCCGCUGACAAGCUCCAACUGCGAGGCGAGAUUCGACGGCCACAAUGAUACCGAGAGGGACAACGAUUGUAUUCGCACUGUUUGGACUGACCUGUGCACAGUAUGAAGAGUCGAUUCAGCACCUUGUCCCUGAGCCACCAGAGGUGAUUCAAGACGAAAGAGAAAAAUCUCAAAUGUAUCAGCAGAUGCUGCACGAGGUUCCCAAGCUCGACGGCGGCCAGGCGAUGUUCCAGGGCGACAUGCUCAUGACUGAGCGCGACCUCCUGGAUAUGUACGCCCUGGUGCCUUCCAGGAACAUAACCUGGCCCGGGGGAAUCGUGCCGUACAAGAUUAGCGAGAGCUCGGCCAACGAAGCGGAUCUGAUCCGGCAGGGUGUCGCACACUGGAUGAACAACUCGUGCCUUAUGUUCCGUGAGCUUGAGAAGGACGACACAACCACGGACUUCAUCCUUUUCAUCAGGGGCAGAGGAUGCUGGUCCCGGUUCGGUCACAUUGGCUCUCUUCAGCCCAUAUCGAUUGGAGAUGGCUGUGAGACGCUGGGGACAGUGGUGCACGAGAUCGGACAUGCCAUCGGGUUUUUGCACGAGCAGUCGCGCGCCGACCGCAGCCGCUUCGUGGUGGUUAACUACCCUAACAUCCUGGAAGGACUGCGCAGCCAGUUCGAUCCGGACCAGAACAAGCGGGAGUACGGAGCCCGGUACGACUACACCUCCGUCAUGCAUUACUCGCCAACGGCGUUCGCAGCAUCGCCGGAGAUGAAAACCUUGAGUCCAGUGAACCCGCUGCUUGCGCCGCUGAUCCGCAGGCGGAACGGACUGACGUUCCGUGACAGGCGCAAGGCAAACUUCCUCUACCGGUGCGAUGCCGUAUGCACGAGCAGACCAGUGUGCGCCAACGAAGGGUUCGUCGAUCACACUGCAAGUGUGUCUGCCCGCCCUAACACGGAGGGAGAGAGAUGCGAGAGGCUGCGCCGUUCUUACUACGCUCGACCCAACUGUGGCGGCCGCGUGAUUCGCGAGAAAACGAUCUCUUCUCCCGGCUACCCAAGAAGUCAGAGACCUCAGGAUGGCGUUUGCGUCUGGUGGAUACAAGCUCCGCCGAACAACAGGGUUCAACUCACGUUCCGGGCCUUCGACCUGUACGGCCGAGUUCGCAGGUUCUGCAUCUACGAUCGGUUCGAAAUCCGACUGCAGUCGCUCUACCUUGGACAAACGUUCUGCAGCGACGAAAUAAAGCCGGGCAACGUGGUCACCUCGGUGGGUCGCGACGUGGUCAUCGAGUACAGGCCAUACGCCAGAUUCAAGCGUGGUUUCUCGGCUGAAAUCAAGUUUGUUCCCGUGCAGACGACACAACAGUAACAAACAUUUGCGCAUGAUGUGUCAAGUUCGCUAUGUUCGCUUGCCUCAGCCAUAAAAGCGCUGGCGAGGAGCACAGUGAUAUCAAUGAUCAACUACAUCUAUGACCAGUUUCGGAUGGGUAAUACGAGUGUUUUUACAGGCAGCGGUUACUGGUCGCUCCUGCGUUCGAACUUAACGCGAGAACACGUGAAAAGUAGCUUUCUGUCUGUAGACCUCACCUGCUCAACACUUCUAUUACAGCCAUCAAGGAUGAACAGCUGUAUCUUCGUCAGUGCAAAGCUGGGUGUUCUAUCUCUCUGUGUUUAUGGCUUAAUGCCAUUUUCACGCAUUACAUAAGCCAGCAACUGCAACUGGAUCGUAUGCGAGUUGAACGUUUGUCUCCUAUUUGCUCAUUUACUAUCAUGUAGCACUUAGGUAGAAUAUUCGUUCAAAUCACACCUAUUUUCUUAAGCAUCUUUCAGUAGGGACAAAUGCUAGCCAUGGAAGACGUGGUGAGAGCUGGAAGUUUGUUAUAUUUUUCUUAGGCAGUGACGCCUCUGCGCAACAUCCACGAAAGGACUUUGUAUAAUACGGCAGGCCCAGAUUUUUUGCGUGGUGCUCUGCAACGCUAUGUACGCGAAAUAUACGUCAUACAUACUAAGUAAAGGGUUCUCUGCGAGAUCCGAACAAUAAACAGU